GAGGCAGCUGGCCCGUGGCAGGGGCUGCGGAGCGGGUCGCGGGGCAGCCUCAGGCUGGCCAUGGCGGGAGGCGCGCGGCGGCCACCUGAGCUGCGUGGCGGCGUCAGGUUCUUAAUCAAGUGUCAUCUGUCUGGAUCCAGGAUGGGGCUGUGCCGCGGCCUCUGAAGUGUGUUGCCGGGCACCAACCCUGUUGCAGACCGUCCCUCCAUUGCCUUACAGAGCAAGCAGAAGAGAUGGCUCUGUCCGAGAGCCGUCCAACUAUGCGCUUUCCACCUUAUGUGCCCUUUUUGGUCCUAGCAUCCACUCUGGCUACUGCUGCGAGUGUGACCAACAGCACUUUGAACAGCACGGCCAUGGUCCCAGGCUCCAUGCCUGUUGUCAUUGCCAGAACUGACCACGUUAUCGCCAAGGAGGGGAGCAGUGCCUUGAUUAACUGCAGUGUCUACGGCGUCCCUGAUCCGCACUUCCGGUGGUACCACUCCGGUGGCAAGCUGCUAGAAGAGGAGGAGGCUGAGAAGGAGUGGGGAGGAGGAAAAUGGCUCAUGCAGGCUGGUGGCCUCCUGAACAUCACCAAGGUGUCUUUCUCAGACCGUGGUAAAUACACGUGUGUUGCCUCCAACACACACGGCACGGUGAACAACACCGUGACCCUGCGUGUGGUCUUCACCUCGGGGGACAUGGGCGUCUACUACAUGGUCGUGUGCCUCGUGGCCUUCACCAUCGUCAUGGUCCUCAACGUCACUCGCCUGUGCAUGAUGAGCAGCCACCUGAAGAAGACGGAGAAGGCUAUCAACGAAUUCUUCAGGACAGAGGGUGCAGAGAAGCUGCAGAAGGCCUUUGAGAUCGCCAAGCGCAUCCCCAUCAUCACCUCAGCCAAGACCCUGGAGCUAGCCAAAGUCACCCAGUUCAAAACCAUGGAGUUUGCCCGCUACAUCGAGGAGCUAGCCCGGAGCGUGCCUCUGCCACCCCUCAUCAUGAACUGCAGGACGGUCAUGGAGGAGAUUAUGGAGGUGGUGGGGCUCGAGGAGCCAGGGCAGAGCUUUGUGAGGCACGCCCCAGAGGGCCAGGAGGCCACUGACAGGCACGAGGUGUACACCAUCCCCAAUGCUCUGCAGCGCAGUGACUCACCCGCUGCCGACUCAGACGCUUCAUCACUGCACGAGCAGCCUCAGCAGAUUGCCAUCAAGGUGUCCAUUCAUCCACCAUCCAAAAAAGAGCCUGCAGAUGACCAGGAAGGUGUGCAGUUAGAAGUCAGAGAUGAAGAGGACACGGGGCCAUCAGCCGAACAGUCCCCCGACACUGCAGAGCCUUCUACUGAAGUGACGUCCACAGAGCUCACAUCUGAGGAACCAACCCCUGUGGAGUUCCUGGGCAGGGCCCUGCCACCCGCUCACCUGGACUCCACAGAGCCCACAGUGACGUGUGACAAAAACACCUGCAUUAUUUAUGAAAGCCAUGUCUAAUAUCAACCCCGAAAAGCUAUGCAUAUCAAGAAAAUCAGGGGCUGCUCCUUGAGAUACAUACAGAUGUAGUCACACUUGCCGCUAAGCCUUACCAGGAGACUCACCCAUAGGUCGGAGUGGUGCCAUUUGGACAGGAGACAUCUGCGUGCGGCUGUGAGUAGACCUCCCUGGGAGAGACGACAGGGGAAACAUCAUGGCACAGAAUUGGUAAUACCAUGUGGAAGGUGUCUGUCUGUGUGGUUUGAAUUGCAGAGGCUGCUCUCGGCCACAUACCUUAAUCAGCAACGUCCUUGGCAAAGAGGACUCUGUUGUAAGAUACCCCGAGUUCAAGAGCCCUGUACAAUGCUCACUGCACUGCUUUUCCUUUUAAAAAUUACAGUCUGCUACGAUAAAUGCACGUACAUGGGUUUGCUGCACUUUCUUCUCAGUUUUAAUCACUUUCACCAUUCCUUUAUAUUGGACUAGUUAUUAUAUUAAUACUCGUAGCUCUUUCUGGUUUAGCCCUUUUUGUCCAUGUUUUUCUCUAGAACUAUUACCUCAGAGGCUUUGGUACCAGUCACCAGAACCAGGACAGCACCUGCAAGUCCUUUCCAACGGUCCCAGAUAGUCACCAGGCUCGCUGUGACUUCCAUCCCCCAGCCUGUUUUCCCAGAAUGUUUUUUUUUCCCAUUUAUCUCCAGUGAAGCUGCUGCUAUGAAACUGAGAAAACUUUACCCUGGGCGAGCACUUUAAUGGUCAGAUAAAAAUGCAUGUGCCUGUUUAUGUGGGGAGUACUUUGGUGAGCUCAGCCAAAGCACGGAAGGGGAAUGGUGAAGAGUUAGAUGCCCCCAUGCCACUCAUGAGAAUUGCUGUUAAUGUAGCAUCAUCCUCCAAGCAAAGGCUGAUUCUUUAUUUACCCAGAAAAUUUACUGCUUCCAGAGACAGAGGCUUCCAUGGGCUCCUACAGGGUAUAGAAUUCUGGCUCCCAGACAGGCCUGCAAGGACCAUUUGCUGUUGGACAAUGCCCACACCCAACUUAGGGCGGCAGACAUAAGGUCUGUGAUGUGCCUGUGUGACUGCAGGUCUGGGUGAUGGUUCAGGGAAUUGUGCCAUCAAAUUUCAUGCCAAAACUACUGAAUGACUAUCCAGCCCCCAGAAAGCAGGUGCAUUUGAGCCAGCAGGACGUGUUGGAAAGAAGACAGAACUGGCCGCCUGAAGGUUAGUGCCUGGCCCAACUGUGCCAGUGCACAGCUGCCUGUUUUGGGGCAAGUCUAGGCCUCUGUGUCCUUGUCUUUAAUACAGGGCGGGUUAGGUGAGCCCCAAGGGCCACUUCAGCGAUUUCACCCUCUCUCAGAAUCAGCUCGCAUGACAUCCUUGCUUGUUCUCACAAUCACUCCAAGGGUUUUCUCUGUCAUCUCCAAUUUCCAACAUUCUAAUGCUGUGUUCCUUACUCAGAUAGAGGUUGUGGCUCUUCUUCCAGGAAGUCAUUAGGACCACUCCUACAGUAAGAUGUAGUCUUGGUGAGGGUGAGUGAUACCACUUCAUUUUCACUUACUAGCAAGGAAGACAGGAAGCUCAGUGUAGCUGAUGGGGUGGUUAUGUCCAAGGUUGCGUGGACACACUGCUGAUGAGUAUAGAUCCAUAAGUAUAGCCCUCACCCUGGCACUAUCCGUGGAAGUGGCCUUGGACAACUCCCUGCCUUUCUCUGAAGUUUAAUCUUUUACUUCAUCUAUGAAAAUAUGCAGAUAGCACCUGAGGGUCUGCAAGAUCCCUUCUCAUCAAAUGUUACAGUUUUACAGAAAGUCUGCAAUCUUCCAUGAUAAACCUGGAGCAAACCUGAGAACAUGAGCCUGGAUGCUUCUGCUGUCCAACCAUUGCAGCAAACAGGUGGUGGAGUACAUGGCCUUAAAGUGACCUUGCCUACUGGGUUUAUUUAUAGUAGAAAAGGAGUGACACUUAAGAUGACAGGCCAGUUCCAUCAGACAGCUCGUGAAAAGGAACAUCUUGAGUGAGCCCACAAAGAAAUCAGCAGUGAGCCGUCAAGAGAAACCAUGAGUCCUGGCUGGGCUAUCCAGACUGGGAUGUGUUUGGGUUGUAGUAGUUUUAUCUCUA
Molecule: messenger RNA, 3554 nt
Organism: Otolemur garnettii (small-eared galago)
Lineage: Eukaryota; Metazoa; Chordata; Mammalia; Primates; Galagidae
Gene: MFAP3L
Product: microfibril associated protein 3 like
Exons: 3
Coding region: 234-1463 (409 amino acids)
Source: RefSeq, a predicted model, not a curated record